GCGCCGACCCCAUCUUCGUCGAGCUGCAGCAGGCCCUCCUCCUCCCAGCCCGACCCGCCGCGCCGACCCCAUCUUCGUCGAGCUGCAGCAGCCCCUCCUCCUCCUGAAGAAAUGGACACCAUUGAUCUCUCGGAAGCAAGUGCAACCACUGCUGGAAGUGGACAAGCUGUGUGGACCAACUCCAUGACCACCAUGAUGCUAGGCUUCUUGGCUAACCUAGUUGCUGAUGGCAAGAGGACUUCAAGUGGGUUCAAGAUGAUGCAUCACAACCAAUGUGCUGCAGCUUUGAACGAACACUUCAAGCUAGUGAUCACCGGCGGCCAGGUUUACAACCAUCUUAAGAAGUGGAGGAAGAUUUGGGGCAGGCUGGUCACAUUGAAGAAUUUAAGUGGAGCUUUAUGGGAUGAGGAUACUUGUACUAUCAGGCUGAGCGAUGAUCACUAUGCAGGUCAUUGCAAGGAUCACAAAUCUGACGUGGCCUUCUUGAAUACCCCAAUUGAGCACUACCAUGCGAUGGAGACAAUUUUCAUGCAAAAAACUGCUACAGGAAAGAAUGCAAGGUCUGGUAAUGAUGACCUUUCCAUUGACAUAGAAGAUGAUGACAAUGGUGAGGUGAACAUGUCACCAAAUGUUGGUGAGUCCUCAAAUCCCAAUGAACGAGCAAAAAAGAAGGCUAAGGUGGUGAAAAAUAAGGAUGAUCCGUUGAUGACAACUCUUCAAGAUGGGUUCAAACUUGUAGCUGCAGCUCUUGUGAAGUCUGCUGGAGAUGACGAUACUAUACCUGAUGACCUUUGGGAAGUUGUCUCCGGCAUUAUUGGAUUUGCUGAAGGAUACCUUGCUCACUACUAUGCCCAUCUUGUGGACAAUCCCAAGAUAGCAAGAGCUUUCAUGUCGCUCAGCGACUCUAACCGGUUGAUUUGGGAGGCCGGGCCGGGCCGGGCCGUCAGCCUGCAUAGCGACGAGACGUUAACCGAAGCAGUCAUGUACGUAAAAGGAAAUGUUUACAUGGUCCUUUUUGGACGCAGGUGGGCGGUAGCUUAG
Molecule: messenger RNA, 1041 nt
Organism: Hordeum vulgare subsp. vulgare (domesticated barley)
Lineage: Eukaryota; Viridiplantae; Streptophyta; Magnoliopsida; Poales; Poaceae
Exons: 4
Coding region: 112-1041 (309 amino acids)
Source: RefSeq, a predicted model, not a curated record